AUGUUAGAGUACUUAGAAGAAAUGAUUGGCAACAUCACUUCGUUUUCCACUGCUUUAAGCAUAUUGAACUUCUCAAAUCUAUUUCACGCUGAACUAACAUGCUUCGUACAUGCAUCCUCGCAUAGUAGUUUUAAAUUAAGUCCUUUGCCAAAGUCGAGUUCGAUUGAAGCCGAAAUCGAUGGACGAAGAAAAUCGCCAACAAAUUCUGUAGCUAAUGCACAACAGCAACAGCAAAUUAGUAUUAAACAAGAAUCAUCUGAUGCAGCAGGAUCGCCACAAGUGCAUUUAAACAACCCUCUGAAUCACAACUUGUUGCCGACGAGUGGUUUGGGCUGCUGGAUAAAAAACGUUAAAACAGUUGAGCUGUCACAGCAACCACAGAGUCAAUAUAAAAAACAGCCUCCAUCUAAUUUGUCACAGUCGUUGCACACGACAAAACCACAGCUUACGGUUUUGCAACAUCAACAAGCUUUUAAGUAUCCUCACAAUCAACACUUAUCGCUGGGAAGUGCGACUUCUAUUACUAAGGGAGUUGCAGACACAGAUUUUGGAGAUUUGAUACGACAAACACAAUUUCUGUAUAACAAUGCCAAUCAGAGAGAUUCACGACCUGCAACAUCUUUUCAAAUAAAUAUUUCACAAGCCUCAAACAAUCAAAGCCCUUCAGGAAGUUCUUCAAGGAAAACCGGAAGAUUCAGACCAAAUUGGCUUGAGCAAUUCAAUUGGCUGCAAUAUGAUGAAAUUAAUAAUAUCAUGUUUUGCAUUCAUUGUCGAAAGUGGAGUGGUGACAUUCCCGAUAUCAGAACAUCUUUCGUUGAAGGAAAUUCCAAUUUUCGAUUGGAAAUUGUUAAUCAUCAUGAUAAAUGUAAAGCGCACAAAAUGUGUCGGGAAAGGGAACUUAAGGAUAAGGAGGAAAGAGACGAGUCAUCGAACAAGGAGCUUCCUAGAGAUCACAAAACUAUUUGA
Clunio marinus is the source of this 966-nucleotide messenger RNA. Lineage: Eukaryota; Metazoa; Arthropoda; Insecta; Diptera; Chironomidae. The record is from the annotation of a GenBank genome assembly.